Trichosporon asahii var. asahii CBS 2479 is the source of this 1857-nucleotide messenger RNA. RefSeq lists its product as uncharacterized. NCBI's taxonomy places the organism in Eukaryota, Fungi, Basidiomycota, Tremellomycetes, Trichosporonales, Trichosporonaceae. The coding region runs from base 1 to 1857 and encodes 618 amino acids. The transcript has 2 exons. The record is from RefSeq and is a predicted model, not a curated record.
AUGUUGAGCAUGUCACUCGGCGCCGCGCUGACGCUGGGCCUGCUGAGCAGUGCCGCGGCGCAGGCGCCGGUCCUCCCCAACGCCAACCUCGACUUCAACCUGACGCUUCCUCCCGGCUCGAUUCUGGGUACAACCCGCGCGUGGAUCAUCGAGUAUGCCAACACAACCACGUUUGACAACAAUGCGACGCUGGGCUCGGGUCCGACCCGCAUGGUCUGGAACCACAGCUUCGACUACCACGAUGUGUUCGGGCAGGCCAAGAUUCUGCUCGAGGGCGUGGUUCGGAAUGCCUACGUCUAUGGCGACAUGGGUCACAAUGAGCAGCCGCAGAAUGUGACGUUCUGGGAGACAGACAUUACCGAGGUCAAGAAUCAAGUUGAGCCGCCUGAGGAUGGGAAGGGUCUGCUUGGGAAGGUGGAGGGUCUCGAUGCGUUCAGGAGGAGCAAGAUUGAUCCGUAUGGGAGUUACAACUGGCUAUGGGCGGUCAUAGAUCAGGAUUGGGGCAAGCGGCCGGGAAAACCGAUCAUCGAUGAGGUUAUCGUGACCACGGCGAUCGAGAGUGGCGCCAAAUCCAUUGACGAACUGAACAAGACGACGCUGCCCUUCGCGACCGCCGGAAAACUGAGUGACCAUCCCGCCUUCUACUUCAGGACAUGGGACGCGGACUCCAAUGACACCUGGGUCACGACCUCGACCUACGCCCAACGGCAGCGGGAUGGUUCCUCUCCUAUCUUCGCCGCGCUGUCUCGCGAAUGCGAAGCCGCCGCCUCGCCCCUAGGGGGCGAAGCAGGCGGCGCCGUCUGGGUCGAUGUCCCAGCCAAUACGAGCUUCAUCGUCGUCAACGGAAGCCGCGGGCCCGACUUUGGAUUCAUGAACGUCGGUGGCACGCCGAUCGACGGAUACGUUCCCAUCCAGACCGACACUGAGCAAGCGACGUACUCCGCCGACCAGAUGAUUUGGUGGCGCUCCCUCAGCCCUCAGGUCAAAUACAACAUCUCGCUCGGGUGUAAUGGAACUCCGCAGCGGCCGCUGUUCCUCACCUCGGUCACUUUCUACAAGGACAUGCCGCCGGAACCGAAGAAGAACCACACCGGCGCCAUCGUUGGCGGCGUCGUUGGCGGUGUCGGAGGUCUACUCCUUAUUCUCGGUGUGUUGGCAUGGUGGCUUCGGAGGAAAAAGAGGAGGGAGCAUCAAAAGAUGCAGGACGAAGAGGACAAAUUCGAGAUUGACGGACCUGUGACGCCGUUCGAGGACCCGCGGCCGCCGCCAUUGCGCAAGGUCGAGGGCGACCCAGCGGCUGAGGCAGUUCGGCGCCAGGCGGAAGAGCGACAGGCUCGCGAGGCGCGCGAGAUCCGUGAAGUCGAGCGAGAGAGGGAACGGCAAAUCUCCUCAACGUCUGGAGGGAGUGGAUCCGCCACACCACCAUCUCUGAAGCAGCAAACCCUCCAGGCUCUCGACACGUAUGAUCGAUACUCGCCCAGUUCGCCGCAUGGCCCCGCGACGCCGAUCACGGGCCCGAAUACGCCGCUGACGGGCUAUCCCUCUUUCAUGCUCGGUACGCCGAUCACGGGGCAGAGUCACGCCAAUCUCCUUCCGGCACCGCCAGCGAACGGGGCGCUCCUCGCUAUUCCCGAGACGCCCGUUGAUGGGACACUGAUGGCGUCGCCCACGACGCCGACGAGGACGCGGCCGAGAGCCAUAGACGUCGGAGCAGUCGACGACGGAAGCGACGAGGACGCAAUGGACCCGCCGGCGUACAACCCGGAGUGGACGCGGCCUCGCACUCGGCCCCAGAGGCCGAGGAUCGUCGUGCCGCAGAGCAAGACGCCGAGCUCGACCAUGACCCCGGGGUCGUGA